GAUGAGGCGUGAAUCCAGCAAUACACUUUUGAAAGCAAGUAAAUAAAAGGAAUGGAUUAAGACAGCUACAGUCAACGAGUGAAGGUGGAAAAAACAGUUUCGUAUUAUCAUAGCAAAGAGGGUGUAUGGUUAAAACGACAAGUGUUGACAAAAAGCCAAAUAUCUGUCGAGGCAGGCCGAAACGUCUACACUGUGUACAGCGCGCCCUAUGUAACUAUGGAAACUGCUUGACUAAUACUACGACAGAUGGAACGCGAUACCACGCGAUAAUCGGCCAUGCGGAUGCUUCGUCAAGCUACAUUCGCCAUGGCGGUUCAGAGGAGGCUGUUUGUUCUGCUGCUCUUCACCGGCCUUGCCCUCACGGCACCAAACGAUGCUAACAACGAUGGCUUUUCGUCAACGGAAGUAGCCACGUUUCCGUUGAUCUCGGUGGAGGGAUCGAAGGGCCUAAGGACUGAUAAUGCUCAGGUUAACGACGAGAGUUUGGAUCCGUUCCCCAAAACAAAAAUGGCCGAAGCCCAAGGACGAGUAGGACCCGCUGAACUUCCCGCGAAGCCGAGAGCUCGUUCAUAUCAGAUUGCGGCGCACGCUAAAUUCGUGGUAAAAGGACGCACUGAGACUCUGCAUUUCGGCCAAGAGCCUACGAAACCAUCAUCCCCAUCCAGUUACGCUGAAAGCUAUGACCCACAACCGCCUGGUAAUGCAGUCAAGUCACGCGUCUACACGUCCACGUUCAAGCCGCACAGUCUUGCCCACGGGAGCCAGGGUGCACCGUGGCAUCCGCCACAUACUUACGAAGCUUCACCUACUCAGACUUCUGGCGCCUCAAAUACAAAUGCCUAUGUGCCGGUUUCAGAAAACCAGCCUGCACAGAGCCCAGCUCUUACACUAACCCCUGGGCCAAUCCACAGCACUGGCAGCAAUCCAGAUCACAAGCAGGUCUCAAAGGAGCAAAUCUACAACUCCGCACCUGGUUCACAACCCAUUUAUGCCCCUGCGCUGGACGUGAGACCUAACCACGAACUGGCUCCGCAGGUUCAAUCUAGUUACCACGCGUUACUGCAGGGACAACUUGAUUAUGAAAAGAAACCACAGACCUCUUCUGACUAUGAUUUUGCCCCACAAGCCCAAUCCUGGUAUGAAUUAUUACCACAAGCCCUGCCUAAAUAUGGUCCAGGUCUGUACGUCCAAUCUAGUUACCAAAAGGACCCGCAAACCUCAUAUAACCGUGGUCCUACUCUACAGGUCCAGUCUGGCUAUGGAUCGUCACCGCAAGCCUCAUUUAACUAUGGACUAGGUCCACAAGCCCAAUUCGGGUAUGGACCGAUACCGAAAGCCUCAUCUAAUCACAAAGUAGCUCUGCAAGGCCAACCUAGUUACGAAAAAAAACCACAAAUCUUGUCCAAUCAUGGUCCUGCUCCACAGACUCUAUCUGGGUUUAGAUUAUCGCCGCAAGUUUCGUCUAACUUUACAACAGCUCCGCAGGGCCUACUUAAUUACGCAGAGGAAUCACAAGCCUGGUUAAACCAUAGCCCUGUUCCAGAGGUCCAACCAGGAAAUGGAUCAUCUAAGUAUGGACCAGCUUCACAAGCCCAAUCCGAAUAUGCAUGGUCACCGCAAACCUCUCCUAAUUAUGGUCAUACGUUGCAUACUCAGUCUGGCCGUCAAGAAAUACAACAGUCUUCUUUUAAUUUACAGGCUCAGUCUAAUAACGGAGCGCUUUUGGAACUGUCAGCUAACCAAGCAAUUAAUUCACCAGCUCGCUCAGGUUAUAGAGCGGUACCACAAGCCUCGCCAAACUCUGGGCCAGCUCUACAGCUCCAAUCUGUCUACGGAGCAAGGUACGGGCCAGUUUACGAAACUGGGUCGAACUAUGGGCCUACAUCUCAACAGGAAAAUUAUGGCACUUUGAGUCACACAGUUUUGGCCUAUCAGUCAGCUUUACAGGGACAUGCUCAGCCCGCUGUGUCUAACUAUGGAGCUGAUCGCCAGCCUCAAGCAGUCUCCGGACGAGCGUCCAAAAUUCAUCCCACUUCCACGCCAGACAUCCAAAUUCAAGGAACCUACGUCCGUACUCCGCCGACUUAUUACGGCUAUGGUCCUCCAUUUCAGACACCAAGAAGAUACGGUCUUGCCUACCAAAGUCUCCCAAGCUAUGGAUAUGAACAAGUUAAUCACGCAGGUGCUCCAAAAAUUUAUGAACGUCCGCCACAGAUUGGUACGCAGCAUUCGAUAGACCCUAUGCAAGGUUAUCUUCCUACUCUCCAAGAUCACUUUCAGCCUACCAACACUUUUAAAAAUGUAAUGGAGCAUAGCCCUCAAGCAGGUCAUGUGCAGGCACAGCCUAUGCUGAAUUUUCGGGUCAACCAUACUCAAUCCCAAUCCGUACAUAUGGUUCAUCCUGGUUCUAAUCAGUUUAUUCCCAUACAGAGUCUCAUUCAAUCUAAUUACCGUCAGCUCAAGCCCGUGCAGGGACCUCAAGCUGGUGGUGUUCCGUCAUCGAGCAGCGACCAGCUUGCCCAACCUGCUAAGUUCGGAGGCACUCCUCAUGACUUCCAUAAUUCGCCCAUAGAUGACUUCAUUCAAACUCGCCAUCCGUACAUGGACGGCAAACCUCAUGCCUCAGAAGUGACACCUAGGCCUUCCACUGCCUCGUUCCACCUGCCGAUUGAACAUGCCGUGGUAACGCUGGAAGUACCAGCGCCUCAACAGGGUUACGGCACGCCGCGGAAAGUCUCUUAUGAACCACAGGCACAUACUCAGAAUACUGACUACACGCCCCCCAAUGAACCGGAUAAACAACAAAAUCAGAAAUCGGAUGAUAAUGCACCGGCAGAAUCGGAUGAGGUUCUUCGUGAAAUGCCUCAAGAGAGCCCUGAUCAAACGUCUGAAGAAACAAAUACAGAGGGCCCAGGCCGAAUUGAAAAUCAAACGCGAGCGGAUGAUGCAAAGCGUGAUCCACCGGUUAGUCACUCCGAUCAAAUAGAAGAACAUGGAGAUACUAAACCUGACGAAAAACCCAGAAGUAAAAGUAGACUUGCUAGCGCCAACGAUAAGUCUAAUCGACCUGCUCAGACGUUCCACAAAAGCUAUGAACCGCCCACGGAACAUAACGAUACAAGAUCCAGCGAGGAUUCUGCAAACAAACAUAAACAUAUUGGUCUACAUUCUGCGGAAGAAAUUCCUGAACACCUCGUUUACAUCAUGUAUGUUCGACAGCAAGCUGAAACACAAAAGGAAAAACUGCCCACGAGUCCGCAAGAUACUAUAAACCAAUCCUAAGGGUUUAAUUCAGGAACCCAGAAAGCUCAUAGAGUAUGUCCGAUGCUGUGCACCUAAACGAAGUGUAUAUAUAUAUAUAUAUAUACAUCUAUAAAUACAUCUGCGGAACACAAGGCCAACAUCAAUUUUUCAGUUUGUUAGUUCGUUUAUAAUGUUGAAUUAUUUUCUUCUCUAAGACAGUGAGUUUGAUGUGAUAAAAUAAGAGGACGAUGU
Messenger RNA from Varroa destructor (honeybee mite), 3495 nucleotides. RefSeq lists its product as uncharacterized. NCBI's taxonomy places the organism in Eukaryota, Metazoa, Arthropoda, Arachnida, Mesostigmata, Varroidae. The record is from RefSeq and is a predicted model, not a curated record.